Messenger RNA from Arabis nemorensis, 1293 nucleotides. The record is from the annotation of a GenBank genome assembly. Lineage: Eukaryota; Viridiplantae; Streptophyta; Magnoliopsida; Brassicales; Brassicaceae.
AUGGCUGGAGCCGCUUCUUCUGAUCGUCUCGUAUCUAACUUCCCUCUUCUGGAAACAGAAGAUUUGUUUCAGGAGUUGUCUUUAGGUUCAGAUGCAAGUGAUGUCCCUAGGAACCGUAAUAAGGGUUCUUUUCAGCACCAGUAUGCUCAUGUACCUUAUGGUGCAUCUUCUCAUGGAAGAGAAGGAAGGCCUAAUAUGAAUGUUGGUAGUCUGCUACAUGGUGGAGACUCAACUGGUUCUUACCCGUGGGGUUAUAUGCCAGCAAACUAUUCUUCUGGUGGCUACCGGGAUCCGAGGUUCGGUUAUGACCACAACAGCGAUCACAAUACCUUCUCACAUCUCAUGAAUCCACACAGCUCACGAGAAGCCCUGAGUUUUGACCAAUUUGGAUAUAACGAUCAUUUGUAUUCCAACAAUGGAUUGUAUGGACUUUACGGGAAUGUAAUCGACUCUGGUCAUGCAUAUGGAACUUUUGGUUAUGAUUCCUGGAAACAUGGGCGAGGUUGGUAUCCUGUUGAUGGUUAUAGAAAGACCAGAAGCUUCAAUUACGGGCGUAGUUAUAGUGAAGAGAAAGCAGAUAGGCUUAAUGAGCUUUGUCGAGGACCAAGGAGUACUGAUUUCAAGAAUCCUCAAGGUCUUAACUCUACAAUGCUAGAGACAAUGAAGGAAGACGUUUCAGCGAUAGAUCUCCUGCGCUGCUACAACGGGGAUACUUUCCCUGAAACAUUCACGAGAGCGAAAUUCUUUGUGAUAAAGUCCUACAGCGAAGAUGAUGUUCAUAACAGUAUAAAGUAUGGCGCGUGGUCGAGCACACCAACUGGCAACAAGAAGUUGAAUGCUGCAUAUUAUGAAGCCAAAGAGAGUUCCCAAGAAUGUCCUGUGUAUCUUCUAUUCUCGGUGAAUGCAAGUGGGCAAUUUGUCGGUCUUGCGGAGAUGGUAGGUCCUGUUGAUUUCAACAAAACAAUGGAGUAUUGGCAACAAGAUAAAUGGAUUGGUUGCUUCCCUGUGAAGUGGCAUAUAAUCAAAGACGUACCAAACAGUCUCUUGAGACACAUAACGCUUGUGAAUAACGACAACAAGCCCGUCACUAAUAGCAGAGACACACAAGAGGUGAAUCUAGAACAUGGAAUCAAAAUCAUAAAGAUCUUCAAGGAGUAUAUGAGCAAGACAUGUAUACUUGAUGAUUUCAAGUUCUAUGAAACAAGACAAAAGAUCAUCAGAGAUAAGAAGAUCAAGCAAAAGAAACAGGCCAUUGAUGGAGCUUCUUCUGUGGAAACGAUUCAGUUGUGUUGA